CAAAGACAAACCAGCAAAGCAGCGAACAACGAAAGCAAGGCGAAGUCAGUCACACAUUCGGAUCACGAUUCGAAUUAUUUUUUGCGCAAUAUACAAGAAAAAGCUUUCAGUUAAUUUUCUUCUUAGCUAUAUUUAUUCAAUCAUUCUUUUAAAAUCAUCUGCCUGGUGAGGUAGUACUAAGAAUAUUGGUGCAACUCACAUAACUUUUUGCAAAUAAUUAUAUGCAAAAAGCAGAAAUUGCGAUACAUUUCUUUGUAUUCACGUGUGAGUUCGGUUAUAUGUGCGUGUGAAAAACGAAGGAACAUAAAGCAAUUGACGCAAAGGAAGAUAAGCAAAUUUGCAAGCGUGUAAUUUUUUUAGCGAAAAGAGCGAAAAACUAUUGGAAUAAGUGUCUUUGGGGAACGGAAAGCAAUUUAUAGAAUCCAAAAUGCAGCAAAUGACCCAGAUUAUUACAAAUUUACUUACUUCGGAUAACGAUGUGAUCAAAAAGGCUACCGCUGAUUUACAGGAAGCUUACAAGCAUCCGGAGACUGUACCAGCUCUUUGUGAAAUUGCCGUCUCUGCACCAGAGCCACAGGUGCGUCAAUAUUCUGCUGUACUACUUAAGAAGCACUUGGCAAAAUUGCGGCAAUGGAACAAAGUACCGGUUGAGCAACAGCAAAUUAUUAAGCAAGGCAUGCUUAAUGCCCUGAUGCAAGAGCAGCAAAAGUCUGUGCGUAAAGCCAUUGCUCAAUUUGUUGGUGUUUUGGUGCGUCACGAAGCCAAAAAGUCCGACUCAUGGAUGAGCGAAGUGUUAAAGUUCAUCUACAGCUACUGCUCUUCGGCCGAUCCUAAGCAGAGCGAGCUAGGCUCGUCUACAUUUGCUAUUUUGGCUGACGCGGCACCGGAUCAAUUUUUGCAACAUAUGGAAUCGGUUUGUGAAAUGUUCACUGCUGCUUUGGUGGCCACCGAAGCAACUGGCAACAUGGCUACGCCUGUUAUUUUCAACAUUCUAACUGGUAUGACUUAUUUGGUGCCGUUCACAUUGGGUCACAACACAGCUGAACAAACGUUGCAGAAAUCCAUACCGUUGAUCGUUAAAUCCCUCCAAGCAUUCGCUGUGCAGCCUGAAGUCGAUCAAUUUGUUCAUGCUUUUGAUAUUCUCGAGAGUAUGGCCGAUUUGAAUGCUAAAUUGCUGAACAAUCACAUCAAAAUGUUGUUGGAGUUCUGCUUGGAGGCAGCUAGUAAUGCCCAACUUGAUAGCGCUGUGCGCAUUAAAGCCGUGGCUUACGUUGGCUGGUUGGUGCGCCUUAAGAAGAAAUUGAUUAUCAAACAAAAGUUGAUAGAGCCCAUAAUUCGAGUAGUUUUCAAUUUAAUGGCAACUGAACCAGAAGACGAAGAUGAUGAUGAGGAAUACUUUUUGGGUGAAGACAACUCGAACCCGAUGACCACGGCUACCCAAACAAUGGAUCUGCUUGCACUGAGCGUGCCACCAGAGAAAUUGAUUCCACCAUUGUUGCAACUUUUGGAGCCCGCCUUGCAGGGUCAGGACCCACUGCCACGUCGCGCUGCUUACUUAAGCAUGGCUGUUAUAGCCGAAGGAUGCUCGGAGGCUAUUUGCAACAAAUAUCUCGAAACCAUGUUAAAUAUUGUAAAAGUUGGCAUCACCGACCCAAUACCACUUGUACGCAAUGCCGCCUUCUUUGCGCUGGGACAAUUCUCGGAACAUUUGCAACCAGACAUCACAAAAUUCGCGCCUCAAAUUCUACCAAUACUCUUUGAAUUUUUGCACCAGCUCUGCAACGAAUUGCGAAGCGGCGGUACUGAACCCAAACACAUUGAUCGUAUGUUCUAUGCACUAGAAACGUUUUGCGAGAAUUUGGAAGACGAAUUGGUGCCACAUUUGCCGGUGCUUAUGGAAAUUUUAUUCGAAGCUCUGAAUCCUAACAACUCGGUUCGUGUGCGCGAAUUGGCUUUAAGUGCUAUUUCAGCUGCCGCAAAUGCCACAAAUGAGAAUAUGUUGCCCUAUUUCCCACGCUUGAUCACCAUACUGCAAUCAUAUUUGGCUCCAACAGAAAACGAGGACAUUAUCAGUCUGCGUCCACAAGCCAUCGACACUCUAGCUGCCUUGGCACGCACCAUCGGCAAGCAGAACUUCAUGCCAUUGGCCACUGAUACCAUGACGUUCGCUUUAAAUUUACUUGAAAAGGCUGAGGAUCCUGAUGUACGUCGUGCUCUUUACAAUUUAAUUGCCUCAUUGGCUGAGGUGGUAAAUGAGGAGAUGGCCUCCGUUUUCCCGAAGGUAAUUGAACGCAUGUUUGAAUCUAUACUAUCGACGGAGGAGGUCGUUCCGGAAUUCAAAGACGAUGACGGUGUACCAGCGCCAGCCGAGGAGGCUGAUGAGAACGAAGAUGAUAUCGAUAUUGAAAACUCUGAUGGGGAGGAUGAUGAUUUGGAUAAUAUUGCGGGAUACAGUGUGGAAAACUCAUAUUUAGAUGAAAAAGAGGAGGCCAUUUUGGCAUUGAAAGAAUUUGCCGAGCAUACCGGCGCCGCUUUCAUCCCUUACUUGGAGAAAUCUUAUCAAAAUGUUUACAAGAUGAUCGAUCAUCCACAGGAGGACAUACGUAAAGUAUCAAUUGACGCAUUGAGUUCGUUCAUUGUAGCUCUGUACAAACAGCAAGAUUUGCAAGGCGUUUCCAAUGCCAUUACAAUCUUGAUACCUAAGUUGGGUCAAAUUGUGCAUGAUGAUGAAGAAGUUUCUGUUGUGCUGUCUGCACUUGAAGGUUUGGGUGAUCUUUUGAAAGAGUUGAAACAAAUCUCUUUGCCAACGGUCGAACUUCGUGAUGUCGUCUUCUCUUGCAUAACCGACGUGCUACAAGGCAAGGUUGCUUGUCAAUUUGACGAGUCUACUGGCGAUGAUGAUGAAGAUGCUGAGGAGAGCGAAUACGACGAGGCCAUUGUAGAGGGUGCUGGCAAUAUGCUGCCAUUGUUGGGCGCAGCCAUGGGACCGGAUCAGUUUAGACCAUACUUUGAGCGCACUUAUCCAAUUGUUUUGCAAAAAUUGCAAAAGGCGAAGAAAAAUGAGGACCUUGAAUCACAACGCGCUUUCGCCUAUGGCGCUUUAGCUGAAUGCUUUGCACCACUCGGAAAUCACACCGGCGCAUUUUUCAACACAUUCUGUCCCGUAAUGAUCGCUGGUCUCUCUGACGAAUUCGAUCAAGCUCGCCAAAACGCCGUAUACGGUCUGGGUGAAUUAGUGCUAUACUCUGGAGAUAAAUCAUAUGAAGCUUAUCCACACAUUCUAAAUGCCCUCUCCCAGGCUGUUUCCAAGGAAACCAAACCCAGUGCUUUGGACAAUAUUUGUGGUGCUAUUGCACGCCUGAUCAUUAGCAACAGUUCUUUGGUGCCGCUGCCACAGGUGUUGCCAGUAUUCAUGCAGCAUUUGCCUUUACGCGAAGAUUUCGAUGAAAACGCUUCAAUCUUCAAGUGCUUGAAGCAGCUAUAUCUGCAAGCACGAGAUGCGAUCGCAGCUUCAUUGGAGCAGGUUAUAGCCAUUGCCAUACACGUGCUAUACAAAAAGGAAUACACAGAGAGGGAGACAUAUGACACCGCGUUGGGUCUACUGCAAGAAAUUCGUGAAAAUUAUCCGGACAAAUUCACUGCUGUGGCCAAUUCGAACCCAGAAAUUGUUGCUUUCUUGCAAACGCUGUAAAUGGCAAGAUUGGAAGAAACAUGCCAAUAUGAAUAGCAAGUGGACACAAAUUUCAUGUAUUUCAGCUAAUUUUGUAAUUAUUUGAAUUUAUAUUGUACGGUAAAUGAGUAUUUACUCCAUUGCAAUUAACAGAGUAAGAGUAGUUCUCAAAAACGCAUACGGACACCCCUCGCAAAUCAAACGAAAAUAAUGCUAAAUUUGAAAUCUCUCAUUCAUUACUAAUUUGUUCAUGCUAUUUUCCUUAUUGGGGUGUUUCAAAGGAUAAAAAAAGACUAAGACUGUGCGCAUUUUCAAAACAAUGAAAUAAUGCUACUUGCUGCUCAAUCGCAGCUAAAGCUAAUUUUUAAUCAGGGACUGAACUGAAAAACGAAUAUUUACCAUUAAAUUUAAAAUUGUUGUUUAAAAGUAAUAUUAACUUUAAUUAACUUUUAAUUUUUUUUUUUUGCACAGAAAUAUUUCUGUGAAUUAGCCGAUUCAAUAAAAAUCAAUUAAACAUUUCUUUUUGAAAAAUAUAAAUAACGAAAAAGAAUUGUAAAACAUAUUUGCGUAUCAGUCCCUGUUCAAACUUAAGUAUUUUUGUAAUUAAAUAUUAAUUUUUUUUGCACGUUUCGAAAAAUUAACAUAAUUUAAAUAUGAUUAAUUCCAUAUAUUUUCUAAUUACUUGAAGCAAGCGAAUUCAACUUAGAAAUAUUUUUUGAUGAAAUUCUUAGUAUCCUACUGUCAAAGGCGGUAAUUUAUUAUAUAUAGUUUAAUGAAUAUUGAAAAAAAAAACAUGUAAUAACAAUGAAAUAUUGUAAAAUUCAGUCAAUACAUAUACUUUUAUACUCGAUCGUUAAACGUCCGAAUAAGGCAACUAAGACACAAAAAAUAAUACAUAAAUUACACUUUUAUUUUGUUGAAAGAUACUCCGAACUGGUCCUUAUAGAAAAAAAAAAAAACAGAAAAACUGAAAUGCCUUAGAUUUAAAUGUAGAUUUGUAUAUUUAAGAUAUACACAUGGAGAAGCUUCCCACAUACAACUUUCAUCUCCAAACUUCCUCAAAUAAAAUAAAAAACAAUUUCAUUAAAAAUUGUAUUUUCGCGGCGUACAAUUUCUAACGCGCCAAAAUGUUCCAAAACAAAAUCGCGUUUAUAUGUGUGCAUACGCUUCAUUUUCUCCACCUCAACGAAGGUGGUCUUUUAAUCUCCAAGUGAAUAUAAAAAGGCUGUGAUAUAAACUCUGUGUCAAGUUGUUACAAAACAAAAGAAGCAUACGAAAACGUUCCCCGCUCCUAAAAGGAACCUGAGGAAACAUUACAACAAAUGAAAUAUUUUUUGUUUUUUAAUAGCUGGCAUAUACUUCACCUUACAUGUUUAUCAUUCAAUUUUAAAUCCACAAAGGUCAAUCACAACUGCAGUGUUAGGCUUCUAGAUCUCCCAAUGUGUUCCCAUAUUUAUUUAUGUUUAAUUUUAGUUGGUUUGACCAACAACACUUACCCCCACCUCCCACAUUACCCACACAGUGGGCAUUGCAGCUCUGCUACACAGUCAAUUGAAUAUUGGUUUUAGUGUUUGUCUAAAACUUUGCUGUGUUUUAGCGUUAAUCCUCUAUAAGUUUGUUUGAAAGUUAGGCAUUGCCAGCGCGCAAAACUUUAAUUUUAUUUUAAUAUUCAUUAUUACUUUUAGUAUGUAUUACACAGCAAUUGAAUAAAUAAUUAUCAUAACAAACAACUAUUAUUAUAAAUUGCGUACUCAAUCCAUUUUUAAUAAAACGAAAAUGCAAUUCGUUUGUUUUUUUUUUUCACUACAAUAAAAUGACUUGUAACUUCUAUA
Molecule: messenger RNA, 5502 nt
Organism: Bactrocera latifrons
Lineage: Eukaryota; Metazoa; Arthropoda; Insecta; Diptera; Tephritidae
Product: importin-4
Exons: 8
Coding region: 428-3691 (1087 amino acids)
Biological process (GO): protein import into nucleus
Cellular component (GO): cytoplasm; nucleus
Molecular function (GO): nuclear import signal receptor activity; small GTPase binding
Source: RefSeq, a predicted model, not a curated record